AUGGAAAAUAUACUAUUUUGGUUGGUAUUUUUCACCCCUGGGUGGACCCUCAUUGGUGGAUCUGAAAUGGAGCAGGAAUUCACAUGGCAUUUGAGAAAGAUACCCCAGAUUGUCAGUGAAAGGACUUUCCAUCUCACCAGCCCCGGGUUUGAGGCAGAUGGUAAGAUGAUGGUAAACACAGUGUGUGGUAUCGAAUGCCAGAAAGAACAGCCAGCUCCCAGCCUUUCAGAAUUGGAGGAGUCUCUUUCAUAUGAGACUGUUUUUGAGAAUGGCACCCGCACCUUAACCAGAGUCAAAGUUCAAGGUGUGCUCCUUGAGCCGACUGAAAAUGUCACCACGCAAGGCGCUCCUGUGAGAAGGAAGAGGCAGGUAUAUGGCACCGACAGCAGGUUCAGCAUCCUGGACAAAAGGUUCCUGACCAAUUUCCCUUUCAGUACCGCUGUGAAGCUCUCCACCGGCUGCAGUGGCAUUCUUGUGUCCCCCAAGCAUGUCCUAACAGCUGCCCACUGCAUCCACGAUGGGAAAGACUACAUCAAAGGGAGUAGAAAGCUGAGAGUGGGAUUGCUGAAGAUAAGAAAUAAAGGUGGGAACAAGAAACUCAGGAAUUCUAAACGGAGCAGAAGGGAAGCUAACAGUGGUGACCAAGGAGAAAGCACCAAUGAAGACCUGCAGAAGAGAGCCAAGGGUAGACGGAGAAGAAAGGAAUUGGGUCGAGGUCAGAGAGGGGCUGAUGGAAAACCCUCCUUCCAGUGGACCCGUGUCAAGAAUACGCACAUUCCAAAAGGCUGGGCAAGAGAAGGCGGAGACCCCAAUGUGGACUUUGACUAUGCUCUCCUGGAGCUGAAGCGGGCCCACAAGAAGAAAUACAUGGAAUUAGGAAUCAGUCCGACCAUCAGGAAGCUGCCUGGAGGAAUGAUCCACUUCUCAGGGUUUGAUAAUGACAGAGCUGAUCAGUUGGUCUACCGGUUCUGCAGCGUGGCUGAUGAAUCCAAUGAUCUCAUUUAUCAAUACUGCGAUGCUGAGUCAGGCUCCACCGGCUCUGGGGUCUAUCUGCGUUUGAAAGAACCAGACAAAAAGAACUGGAAACGCAAAAUCAUUGCGGUCUAUUCUGGUCACCAGUGGGUGGAUGUGCAGGGUGUUCAGAAAGACUACAAUGUUGCUGUCCGCAUCACCCCCCUCAAGUAUGCUCAGAUUUGCCUCUGGAUUCACGGAAAUGAUGCCAACUGUGCCUACGGCUAAGAGACACCCCAAAACAUGUCUCAUCUAAAUGGCAGAGAAAACCUAUUCAGAUCAUUAUAGCAAGAUUGCUUCAUAGUCCAUGCUUGGACACGAACCCUAUCGAUAGCAUUUCAACAAACUUACUUUUCUGAAAGUUAGAUUUUUCUACUUUUAACAACUGUUUAGUUAUAGACACUGAAGGUAGAUGAGCACUUCCAUGCCAAGUAUAUACUGUCCUUUCUUGGUAACAGGCUUCAGUUUUGGGAAAAUCUGUUUCCUUCUGUGUUUUUAAAGAGUAGAUAUUCUUCAUGACUUCAAGCUGGUACUAUAAAUAAUAAGUGAUUUCCUGUUGGACUUAUUCUCAGGGUCCUGUUCUAAAAAGAAUCUAAUAGGUUGUUGGUUAUGUGUUCAAUGUGAAACUGCCUAUAUACAGGUAGACAGCAAACGCAGUGAGAAUCAGGAUAGAGAUGAGGAUUUGCAUUGCAGACUCUGCCAUUUCCAGAUGGAGAAUUCAGCACAGGCCCUCGUUUCUUUGGCAUUUUCACUGGAUCUGAGAAACCUGGCUUGUUGUCUAAGAAUUAUAAAUCAGAAGAAAUAGCACACUUUGUAAACAAAAUGGCUAUUUUAAAAACAGGAAUUGCCAUGUGUAUUCUUUAGAAGUGGGAGAGACACAUUGUUAUAUGAAAAUCUAGUUUAGAAAUAGGGAAGCUGAGAUAGGUCUCAUGUUUUCUUAUUUGACACUCAAUAUAUGGACUUUGUAAGUAUGCACAGCGAACAGUCUACAGCUAUGAAAGGUCAUUUACUGAGGGCCACAUCAUUUUAUGCUGUACAUUCUAUGGUAUAUGUGGUGCUAUACUGUUAGGGUUAGGAAUUCUUUAACCCUUGUCAACAAAAAGUCUUUCUCCACUAAACAAGGUGCUUCAUAGGUCCACAGCCAGAUUAUUUUGGUAAAUUCUGAAUUGGUAAAUCAUUGAUAAAUCCUUUCCUUAAAGUGAAUAUAAUUCACAAAUAUGACCUUUAAAAGAAGGUUGUGAUCCUUUUCAUUGGGGACUAAGGCUGCAAACUCGCUGGCUGUGACAUGACCUGAACAGGGCCCAGUGGGCAUUCAGGACAAAGUUUCUGAAGAAAUAGAUAUACGCUGAGUGUUUGUAUAAGUGGAGUUCAGUCAGGACACUCUGUGUGAAGGGUUUUACUUAUCUGGGGUCAACUGCAUCCUAAAAUUCAAGCAUGGGAGGCCUGGCCUGAAUUUUAAUCCGCUCUUCCUGGUAGUUUCUUGGGUUGCAUUCUCCUCUUUCAUGUCACACUCAAAUCCCUGUUCCCAUCAGGAUUCAAAAUUACUUUCCUUAUUACUUUUAAUAAUUAGGAGUUAUAUUUUUUACUAAUAUGCAUAUGACUGUUUUAUAACAUCAUAAGUAAUUUUGUAAAUGGUGUCCUAAAUAGCUCAAAUUUAAUAUAAGUGCACACUCUUUUGUAAUGUGAAUCUGUUAAAAUUCAAUAAAAAAUAAAAUAAGCGAAUUAGUCACUCUUUAUCUGUAUAUGUAUUUUGAUUGGAAGGUUUCAGCAAGCAAUAAAUUAAUUGUUCUUUACUUUUAAAAAAAA
This is a messenger RNA of Ochotona curzoniae (black-lipped pika), 2817 nucleotides long. RefSeq names its product serine protease 35 (gene PRSS35). Lineage: Eukaryota; Metazoa; Chordata; Mammalia; Lagomorpha; Ochotonidae. Bases 1 to 1239 code for a protein of 412 amino acids. The transcript has a single exon. Gene Ontology annotation, molecular function: serine-type endopeptidase activity. The record is from RefSeq and is a predicted model, not a curated record. Gene Ontology annotation, biological process: proteolysis.